This is a messenger RNA of Esox lucius (northern pike), 3766 nucleotides long. RefSeq names its product glucosidase, beta, acid 3 (gene gba3). Gene Ontology annotation, biological process: carbohydrate metabolic process. The record is from RefSeq and is a predicted model, not a curated record. Bases 288 to 1703 code for a protein of 471 amino acids. NCBI's taxonomy places the organism in Eukaryota, Metazoa, Chordata, Actinopteri, Esociformes, Esocidae. The transcript is spliced from 5 exons. Gene Ontology annotation, molecular function: hydrolase activity, hydrolyzing O-glycosyl compounds.
ACUAGUUUAACUCGUUGAGAAACGCUAAUUGAUUAGCCAAUAUUUGAGAGAAGUUGGAGCUCAGGGCUAAACAAAAUGCACAUUAACAGUUGGAGGAGCGUUAAAGUGAUUUGUUUUUUCAUUCGUACGUGGGAAAUAUCAACUUCUCACUUGUUAAUGAACAUGGCUUUACCAGGAAGUCUAAUCAAUAUGAUAAGAAGAGGGUUGUUGACCUUUUAAAUUAUACGUAGAAAAAUAUAACCAAUAGCCCUGAAUUGAUUUGUCUGCAUGCGAACGAUUCUGAAAUCAUGUUUCCACCUAAAUUUGCAUGGGGCGCAGCUACAGCCGCUUAUCAAAUCGAAGGUGGCUGGGACUCGGAUGGCAAGGGACCAAGCAUUUGGGACACGUUCUGUCAUAAAGGGGGCGGAUUGGUGUACGAGGACCACAGCGGAGAUGUCACCUGUAGCAGCUACGUGUUCUGGGAAGAGGACCUGAAGUGUAUCCAGCAGUUAGGCCUGACCCACUACCGCCUGUCUGUGUCCUGGUCCCGCCUGCUCCCGGAUGGGACGACCAAGCACGUCAAUCAAAAAGGUGUGCGAUACUACAACAAAGUGAUCGAUGACUUGCUGGCCAGUAACGUGAUGCCCAUGGUUACCUUGUACCACUUCGACCUGCCACAGGCCCUCCAGGACCAGGGAGGUUGGACCUCACCUGAGAUGGCUGACAUCUUCGACAGCUACGCCUGCUUCUGCUUUCAAACCUUCGGGGACCGCGUGAAACUUUGGAUCACGUUAAAUGAGCCGUAUGUGUGCGCUAAACUGGGCCACGAGGAUGGCAUCUUUGCCCCGGGGAUAAAAGAACCAGGGAUUGCGGCCUACCUAGUGGGACACAACAUGCUGCGCGCCCAUGCCAGGGCUUGGCACAGUUACCACAGCAUGUACCGGGCAAAACAGGGGGGCGCGGUGUCCCUAGCCCUUAACAGUGACUGGGCUGAACCGGUGAACCCGGCCAGUCCGGAUGACAUAGCGGCCACUGAACGCUACUUGGCCUUUUCCCUUGGUUGGUUCGCAUGGCCGGUGUUUGUAACUGGGGACUACCCAGAAGUGAUGAGGUCUCGCGUUGAGCUAAGAAGCAAGGAACUGAGUUGCCAAGAUUGCAGACUGCCUGCGUUCUCUAAGGACGAGCCUAGCAUCUUAGGCACGGCCGACUUUUUCGCUCUGAACUACUACACGUCUCGGAGGGUGAAAGCUGUGGGAGGAUUGCCGGAGGGGUGUGGGUUGAAAAGCGACCAGGAUGCCGAAGCGGUUGUGGACCCGACCUGGCCAGUGUGCGGGGUGUCAUGGCUGGCUGUGGUUCCGGAUGGCCUGAGGAAGCUGCUGAAGUAUAUUAAGGACACGUUCAACAACCCUGCAGUUUACAUUACAGAAAACGGCUUCUCUCAGGUGGGGCCAGUGGUCAUGGACGAUGUCCAACGCUGUGGGUUUUACCAGGACAUCAUUCAGGAAGUUGCCAAAGCUAUCCAAGAGGAUGGUGUGGACGUGCGAGGCUACUUUGCCUGGUCUCUCCUAGAUAACUUUGAGUGGGCAGAUGGGUUCCGUGUCCGCUUUGGCCUAUUCCACGUGGAUUUCGCUCAACCUGAAAAAACACGGACCAUAUACCGUUCUGGAAGGGAGUACGCCGGGAUCAUCUCCAAGUACCAAUCUCAGACCAAUAACAGCCAAUAAGCACAGAGCAAAUCAGCCAAUAAAAUGUUGUUGCUAAAUGUUCUGACCUAAUCAACUGCAACCAAGCUUGGUCUAUUGCAAUGUUCCAACAGGAUAUAUUAAAUUCACGCUAAUAUGAGUUUCAAGUUUUUUAUUUUCUUUCACUUCAGAUUUCUUUGGUUGUAAAACACUUAAGCCUAUUCAGCAUCUUUUGCAGGAAGGUGAUUUUAUCUGAUUUCUUUUUUGGGGGGAAGUGGGGUUGAAGAGUACAAUUCCCUACACAGAAUAUAGAUCCAGUUAUAAGCCAUCUAGGCCAUAAUGUUGUGCCAGAUUGGGGCUGGGAACAAGUCUACUAAGGUAUGUGUGAUGUACUCGUCUUUGUGUGUUGUGACUAUGUUCCCACAAAGAUAGUAAAACCUGAAACAUUAAUCCUCUGUUUUGUUAGGUCCCCUGUAGGGAAAAUGCUAUUUCGAGCUUAGGUUUAGAGGAAAAAUGUGCUGUUGGGCGUAGUGAAAUAAUAAGUUACUUUUAGGUAUUAUCUGUUUGGUUUAGACAUUUGGACUAGGCUUUAGACAUAAAUGUUAGGUUAUUGAGGUUAGGUUUAGGGAAUAGGGAACAUAGUUAGGUUUAAGGUCCCCAUGAGGAUCGAAAAUGGCAAGACGUGUGUGUGUGUGUGUGUAACCUCAUAUCUCAACCCGUAAGGCCCCUAUAUGACUUGAAUGGGUUUAAAACGAAAUCCUAAACAGCCCUCAUGGUGAGACAAAAUACACAAUGCCUCUCAUUGUGCCGGUGGACGGUUUGGGUUGUAACUAAGACUAAACCCUACUGGGCCUGGGUAGGGAGCGGCGCCAGACAGCAACCCUGGUAUGAAGGAUCACAUAGUCUAAUGCUCGUUUGUGUUUACAAACAAAUCAUCCGAGGGGAUGGGGUCGCUGAGGGGUCGCUACGUUAUGAGGGAGGGGUUAAACCUAUGCAAAGUUGCUGGACGAGGACAGGCAUUUGAAUGGAAAAACAUCCGCCAACCAAAUGUAAGCAAAUGGCUUCACUGGCAGGCGAUCGUGCCGCGGACGUCAUGCUCAUUGUCCCAUUCUGUGGGGGGGGGUAGAAUCUGGGCAUUAUGGGAUUUUAGUGUAAAGGAUCUGCCUGUAGGAAGGGCUGAGGUACUGACAACAUAUUGCUCUUUUAAUGGAUGAAAACACCAGGGGCUAUAUGAUACAGUCCGGUGUAUGUGAAGGCAGUUAAGUGGAAUAGUCUUUAAGACCCGAAGACUGCCCUCACAGACAGCAGCCUUCUACAUCGAAGACAACCAAAUGCAAUGGCAGCGCCUUUAAUGUUAGAAUGCUUUAUUUCUUGGAGGAAAAAAGUAGUCCAAAAAUCUGUUUGUGGUUUUACUGGCUUUUAUAAGGCUAUACGGGAAAAGAUGGGCACAGGGGCCUUUAUCAAGGGAUUUGUGUAACUUCUGUUAACUCAAAGGUUAUUUAGGAGAGGCGGCGGAAAGGCAAAAAGACGAAAAUAAGCCUUUAUUUGAAGGACUUGGUCCCAAAUUACGUUUUACCGGUGUGAAGAAAAACGUGAAAAACCCAUCAAAACUCCAUGGUAGGACACAUUAAUGUCUUGGAUGGAAGGUGGUUAUCGAGGAGAGGGCGACCUUCCCGUUGCCUACUAAUGAACGGAGGUCAAGGGUCGGAGAUGGGACUUCAUUAAAUGGAUAGAAGUACAGAGACUUAAGAUGUGGGUUAUCUGGUCAUUCUCCCUUUUAAUACACUUCUGUGUUCCCGACCUACGAUUGUGUGACCUGUUCUGUUUCGUAAGAAUGUUUACUGUAUAUUUUUUUUUUUAUCUGUAGCAUCUGCUAUCCCCCGCAUUUCAUUCAAUAUCUGGAAGAAAUGUAAAUCUUGCCCUCAUGACCUUGUGCUGGAACAUCUGUUGUGCGUCUUUGAAUCUUAAACCAUUUCGUACUCAUACUCUUUUUUUGUCGUUGAACAGCAGUGUGAAUUGUGCGUCGACCCUGACCUCUACUCAUCUUUUGAAUUAUUCUGUUGAAAUACAAGCCACAAAGGACACAAUAAACGGUUUUAAACAUA